AUGAGCAGCAGCGCCAGCACCAGCAGAGGUGGCGGCCUGGCUGCCAUUUCUAGCUGGGGCAGCAGCGGCGCUCUCCCUGCACACGGCAAGUGGCACCAGCUGCAGCAGUCAGCGGCCUACCGGCCACCCACCAAGACAAAGCAAGGGCCGAAGAAAGAAAAGGCCGGCAAGGGCGAGGAUGCGGCUGGCACGGAGGCCGCGGGGGAGGCAAGCGCGGCGAUGUACGAGGACGGGGGCCCUGCUAGUACGGACGCAGUCAGGGUGGUGCUGCAGGCCGUGCAGAACGUGACGCCGCAUCUGGAUGUGCGCACCAUCCGCACCGCCACCAAAACGACCUACGUGCCCGGUGUCAUGCCCUCUGAAAAGGGCCGCAGCCUCGCCCUGCAUUGGCUGGUGCGCGCCGCCGAGGCGCGCAAGAAGUCGAGCAAGGGCGCCUUUGCAGAGUGCCUCGCGCUGGAGUUGCUGCUGGCGUACCAGAAGCGCGGCGCCGCGCGGCAGAAGCGUGACGACCUCCACAAGCUCGCGCUGCAAAACAGGGCCAACCUGCACCUGCGCUGGUGGUGA
Messenger RNA from Monoraphidium neglectum, 564 nucleotides. Its product is annotated as Ribosomal protein S7. Gene Ontology annotation, molecular function: structural constituent of ribosome; rRNA binding; mRNA binding. Gene Ontology annotation, cellular component: ribosome. NCBI's taxonomy places the organism in Eukaryota, Viridiplantae, Chlorophyta, Chlorophyceae, Sphaeropleales, Selenastraceae. The transcript is spliced from 3 exons. Bases 1 to 564 code for a protein of 187 amino acids. Gene Ontology annotation, biological process: translation; ribosomal small subunit assembly. The record is from RefSeq and is a predicted model, not a curated record.